This is a messenger RNA of Amphiprion ocellaris (clown anemonefish), 2868 nucleotides long. RefSeq names its product solute carrier family 25 member 53. The transcript has 2 exons. Bases 395 to 1270 code for a protein of 291 amino acids. Lineage: Eukaryota; Metazoa; Chordata; Actinopteri; Pomacentridae. The record is from RefSeq and is a predicted model, not a curated record.
AAGAUCAGAAAAGAGUCCAGCCUGACAUUCUUCAUAACAUUCAGUUCACUGUGAACCACUCGUCACAUUGAACACACCCUUUUCCGAAAUAUACUUUGAUUGAUAGAUCAUGCAGCCAAUCCGCGACGACGUGACGUAGCCCGUCUUGACCAAUAGUUAUUCUCCAAGAGGCGGGCCAACCGCAGACACCGGCAGAUUAACGCUCAGAGCAUCUUGUUAUCUUCAGUACCGCUUCUCAGCGCCCAUUGUUGGAACGAACAGUCAGAAAUCAGUCCUGUUCAGGAGCACUGUGGCAAACAAACUGACGCUUGUGCUGCCUUCAACUGGAACGCUGGGAAACAAGUGGCUUAGAACUCCUCAUUUUCUGCUUUUGCUGCCUGCUGACUGGCUAAGGAUGGCAGUAAGUCCUGAGCGUAAACAAGAUGUGGAAGGCCCAGGUGACCCAGUUGUUCGUUUCCAGAGCUACUUGCACGGAGGAACUUCCAGCUUGCUAUCGACCCUUCCCACUCUCAUCGUCUUCCCUGUCUAUAAGACUGUCUUUCGUCAACAAAUCCACAACACGGCAGUUCACCAGGCGGUGGGACAGCUCUGCAAAGAGGGACCUGUGAAGCUCUACAGAGGCGUGGUUCCACCAUUAGUGAUGAGGACACUGAAUGGAACGCUGCUUUUUGGUCUCCAGGACACCCUCCUCCACCAGCUGUCCUCCCAGACAGUCGUCUCCACCUCUGCUCUUUCUGCUGUGGCUGGGUUCGGUGCAGGUGUGGUAGAAGCUGUGGUGUUCACCCCCUUUGAGCGUGUUCAAAACGUGUUGCAGAACAGCCAGAAUGACCGCCAGCUACCCUCCCUGAAGAGUGUUCUUGUGAAGCUGAGGGCACAGAGGAUGGCCUCAGGGUUCUACAGAGCCUUCCUGCCCAUUGCAGCCCGCAACGCCCUGGGCAGCUCCCUCUAUUUUGGCCUGAAGGGGCCUGUGUGUGGUGUGGUGGCAGAGCAGGGCCUGUCUCCAGAGGCCUCCUCGUUUGUCUCAGGAACGCUGACCUCCAUGGCCAUCAGCCUGACUCUCUACCCGCUGUCUGUGCUGGUGGCAAACAUGCAGGCGCAGGUUGGCGGGGAGGUGAAAGGGGUCAUGGCUUGUUGGAAGCUGCUGUGGGAAUCUCGCCACAAGAGUUUGACUCUGCUGUACCGAGGAGGCUCCCUGGUUAUUCUGAGGUCGUGCAUCACGUGGGGAAUCACCACUGCUAUUUAUGACAGGCAGGAGAAACGAUCAGGCUGAGGAGACACUGUUCAUCACUGUUCGUUGUGUUACCAUCCAGAAAAUGGCUGUAACUGGGUUACGUAGACUUUUGACAAGCUGAGUAUGUAAUUGUCAGUAAUCUGCAGUGUUUUAUUCCUUGUUAACCUUCCAUGUUACUCUUUCUAAGCAAACAAAACUGAUAGCAUCAACAAUGUAGACAGUCUAGUCAAUUCCAGUGUGCUAAUAAACCAUUCCAGUGUCACAGUGAGCCGGAACAAGAAAUUCUAGUAUUCUGAAACCACAGCAGCUAAAUGGAAUUCAGAUGUUACUCCGUUAUUCAGUGUAUUAUUUACAGAUGAGUUUUUCCAGUGUGUCACAGCAAAUUGUCUUCAGGGAAAAAACAUCAGUCAGAAUCACUGGAGCCACAAGAUCAUGAUCCAUUACCUGGUUCAGACCAGCAGACUGUCAGUUUUAAGCACAACCAGACUUGAAGCCUGGUCUCUGAAGUGGAGGUGAAUAUUGGUCAUGAGCCAAAGUUGUUUUGUUUUUGUUUUUGUUUUGUUUUUUUAAAAUAUAAAUAUGGGGCUGGUGAAUUACAGGUGCCUUUUUUGUCUUAUAAGGAAACUUCCACAUCUUUGCUCAUUGAAGUCAUUUUACUCAUCAUGGGAGGUAUGACAAAGCCUCUGAAUACAGUUGCGUUCUCUUUUCGUGGUAACUUUUGGGGCAUUUUUAAUUUUCUUAACACAGUAUAAAUGAGUGAAGAAAACGAUAAGUGACAAUAUGCUACAACUUUAUAACAGAAAGCCUGCUUUACAGAUUGAAAGCAUGGAUUUUGAAGGGCCUGGAUAUUUAGCAGGCAUGGAGACUACAAAGAAUGAGCUGCAAUAUGGGAAAAACCACUUUGAGCUUCAUCCACAUAAGGGGCUAAAAAUCAGCAUGUCUUCACAACUGAUGCUUUGAUUUUGAUGUGCUUUUCACUAGUCCCUCAACACCAUGGAAAACUGAUACACUGGAGUUACCUUUUUCUGCAUGUUGUUUGUUUAUUCACCAAGAUGUAAUUUAAUUGAAUGUAUGAUAUUGUAACAGGUUAUCUUUACAGUCCUGAUGAACUCAGUGCUGCCUGUCUGACUGGUUAUUCAUCUUCAUUUGCAGUUUUCAGGUUGAACAAGUUAAGGAUAGCAGCCAAAGUGCACUUACACUUGUGUUUGUUUUUAGGUUAACACCUUGAACAACUCCAGCCCACCUGAGGUAACAUGUUCAAGGUGUUAGCUAAUAGGCUGUGAAGUGUUUUCACUUUAAAUGAUAUCUUAACAUUGUCUUUAGUAAUGCUUUGUCUGUCUUCUAUAAUGCCCUUUGGGAUCAUCCAAUAUCAUUCUCAGGUAGACUGUUUUAAUACGAUGGUUCAUUUAUGAUGUAAGUUAAUAGUUUGUUUAUUUGUAACAUACCUACUGCUGUUUUUUAUUUUUGUCAUUUUUGGAAGUGAAAAUUUAAUUAUUGUUCUGAAAAUGUUGUGUACUAAAGGCAAUUCAACAUAUUUUUAUCAUUAAGCAACCUUUUUACUUUUAACUGUAUUUUUUUUUUAAAUCUACCAUUAACUAUUAAAAUCUACCAUUAACUAUUAAAAAUAUAUAAACCCA